Messenger RNA from Cydia amplana, 889 nucleotides. RefSeq names its product derlin-1-like. Lineage: Eukaryota; Metazoa; Arthropoda; Insecta; Lepidoptera; Tortricidae. Bases 68 to 802 code for a protein of 244 amino acids. The transcript is spliced from 5 exons. Gene Ontology annotation, molecular function: misfolded protein binding; ubiquitin-specific protease binding. The record is from RefSeq and is a predicted model, not a curated record. Gene Ontology annotation, cellular component: Hrd1p ubiquitin ligase ERAD-L complex; endoplasmic reticulum membrane. Gene Ontology annotation, biological process: endoplasmic reticulum unfolded protein response.
GUGUAGAAGCCCUUUGUUUGUUUCUGUCACAAUAACAUAAAACUCAUUGGCUUUAAAUAAAUAUACAAUGACGGAAUUUAGUGACUGGUAUUAUGGAAUACCUCUCUUCACCCGUUACUGGUUAUCUUUAACUGCUGGACUCAGUAUAUUAGCCAAAUUUAAUCUUAUCGACUUCAAUUAUUUUAUUUUGGAUAUUGGUGCCUUCAUCAACAGAUUCCAUUUAUGGCGGCCAGCAACAGCACUAUUCUACUAUCCCAUCACUCAGUCAACUGGGUUCCACUUCCUCGUCAACUGUUACCUCCUGUACAGUUAUUCCGAGCGGCUAGAGACCGGGAUCUUCGCUGGCAAGCCGGCUGACUACUUUACCAUGCUGAUCUUUAAUUGGCUGGUCUGCAUUGGUAUUGGAGUUCUGAUUGGAUUAACUUACGUAAUGGAUCCGAUGGUGAUCUCGGUGCUGUACGUGUGGUGCCAGCUGAACAAGGACGUGACCGUGUCCUUCUGGUUCGGGACGCGGUUCCGCGCCAUGCUGUUGCCGUGGGUGCUGCUCGCGUUCAACGUUAUUGUCAAUGGAGGUGGCGUUGAAGAGUUCCUGGGCAUCCUGGUGGGCCACCUGGCCUUCUUCCUGAACUUCAAGUACCCGCAGGAGUUCGGCGGACCCUCCUUACUGACACCGCCUGCUAUCCUAAAGAAAUAUUUCCCCGACUUCCGUCGCCCGAACAACUUCGCUCCCGCAGCCGAGUCGAGAACCCCCACCCCUGAAGGGCACCAAUGGGGCCGCGGAGAAGCUCUAGGGGGCCUCUGAAUCCAUCUGCGAUCUUCCUUCAUCAUUUUACUUAACAACUUUCUACCGUGGCAACCAAUAUGACUAGCUAUAUUUAGGCCAAGCUAU